AUGUCCUCUUGUGGCCCACCACCUCCUCACCCUUCAUUCAAGUCAGAGCUUCGAAUCAAGAAAUUGUUUCCAGAUGUCGUCAUCCGAAAGAUCGAUACAGCACCGGAGUCGAAGACAUUUAAUUAUCAAGGAUUCCAGCCUGGAAAGCAGAUCUUGAAAGCCGGUUUCUCAAAAGAGCCAGGUAAACGCAAGUUCGGAGUCGACACGAUAUUUGACCGAGACACAGAAAUCAUCGUCAGAGAUGGCGCUCGGCUUUAUACUGACAUCUUUCGCCCGGCGACUUCUGAGACAGUACCAGUACCUGCUGUGAUCCCGUGGAGUCCGUAUGGUAAGACGGGCACGGGGCCUCAGAGCUAUGAUUAUAUGGCCCCUUUCCGUGUGGGAAUCCCACAUGAGAGAACAACAGGGUACGAAAAAUUCGAAGGGCCUGAUCCAGCUGAAUGGAGCGAGAGAGGUUACGCAGUGAUCAAUAUGGAUGCGCGCGGAGCUGGUCAUAGCGACGGCAUCAUCACUUAUUUUGGGGACCAGGAGGCUGAGGACAUCUACGAUGUCAUUGAGUGGCUCAUUAAGCAAAAGUGGUGUAAUGGAUCGGUUGUCAUGAUGGGCAAUUCGUGGCUGUCAUUGUCACAGAUCAAUUUUGCAUCACGCAUGAAACACCCAGCUCUUAAGGCACUCGCGCCUUGGGAAAGUUUCAACGAUUUUUAUCGGCAUGGUUUUAAUCGCGGUGGACGUCCCCAUCUGCGUAAAUUUCAUGCCAUGAUCUCGGGCGGAAUGGCAGGCCCCGAGGGAUCUGAGGAUGUGUUUGCAAUGACUGCCCAUCGCCCUCUGUACGAUGAUUAUUGGGAAGAAAAAAGAAUCGCGAUUGAGAAUAUUGACGAUAUUCCUGUCUACGCUCUCGCUUCUUACUCCAGUAUGCUGCAUACUUAUGGCUCUUUUGCACUCUUCCGGGAUUCCAAGACGAAGCAGAAGUGGUUGCGAGUACACCCUUACCAAGAAUGGCAUGAUAUAUAUCGUGAUGACAUGAAUGACGAUCUCCAAAAGUACUUCGAUCACUAUGCAAAAGGCAUCAAUAAUGGCUGGGAGGAUACAACACCUCCAGUGCGCCUCUCACUUCUUGGAUUUGAGAGUGGAGGCGGUAUUGCACAGACUGUUAUUGAAAGACCAGAAACAUCCUGGCCUCUGGAACGCGAAGAGCUCCGAACAUUCUACCUUGAUGCGUCUUCAGGAAAACUCGUAAAAGAUCGUCUGACCAGCGAGUCCUCCACUACCUAUGAGGCUCAUCAUCUCACUGACACUGCGAAUUUUACAUUAUAUUUCGAAGAACAGACUGAACUAGCAGGAUAUUCUAAAGCGACAGUCUGGGUCUCGACGCCUGACCAUGACGACAUGGAUGUAGCUGUGCAGAUCCGCAAGAUCGACGCACAGGGCAAACUCUUGAAGCACCUCAACUACCCGUGCCCGGUGCCUGAGUCCGAGGUACCGGAUCUGAAUACAGCCAAAACAUUGGGUCCACAAGGCUUCCUACGUGCGUCGCACCGCGGAACACUCGACCGCUCUCAAUCCUCUUCCGAUGUCGAUUUGUUCUACACGCACCGCUUCUCCGAGAAGAUCAAGCCCGGUACGAAAGUCAGGUUGGAGAUUCCACUAUGGCCGAUCGGCAUGGUUUUUGCGCCAGGCGAAGGUAUUAUGCUGAGGGUUAGCGGUCAUGAUAUGUGUCUGCCAGAGAUCGCGGUGUGUACGUUGGAUGAGCCUGAUGAUGAAAAUGUGGGGAAAACGACAUUGCAUACUGGUGGGGAGUAUGAUAGUACACUUACUCUGCCCUUUAUUCUCGGCUAA
Molecule: messenger RNA, 1836 nt
Organism: Exophiala bonariae
Lineage: Eukaryota; Fungi; Ascomycota; Eurotiomycetes; Chaetothyriales; Herpotrichiellaceae
Exons: 3
Coding region: 1-1836 (611 amino acids)
Molecular function (GO): dipeptidyl-peptidase activity
Source: RefSeq, a predicted model, not a curated record